AUGACGCCUUUGUGUUGGUACGAAUCUGGAGAGAGUGUUAUGGUUGGACCUGAGAUAGUUCAACAAACUACUGAUAAGAUUAAAAUGAUCAGAGAGAAGAUGGAGGUUUCUCAGAGUUGUCAGAAGAGUUACCAUGACAAGAGAAGGAAAGUCCUUAAGUUUGAGGUAGAUGAUCAUGUGUUUUUAAGAGUUAAUCUGGUAACGGGUGUUGGUAGAGCAUUGAAUUCGCGUAAGUUGACACCGCGUUUUAUUGGUCCGUACCAGAUUUCCAAGAAAGUAGGUGAUGCGGCUUAUCUGAUUACGUUGCCGCUGUCACUUGCUAAUCUCCAUGAUGUGUUUCACGUGUCUCAAUUGAGGAGAUACAUUGUGGAUCCUUCGCACGUUGUCCAAUUAGACGAUGUUGAGGUUAGAGAUCAUUUGACCGUGAAAGUCAUUUGGGGAGGACCGGUUGGUGGAAAUGUGACGUGGGAGCUUGAGAGUCAGAUGAGGCAUUCAUAUCCCGAGUUGUUUGCUUGA
Molecule: messenger RNA, 516 nt
Organism: Lathyrus oleraceus (garden pea)
Lineage: Eukaryota; Viridiplantae; Streptophyta; Magnoliopsida; Fabales; Fabaceae
Exons: 1
Coding region: 1-516 (171 amino acids)
Source: RefSeq, a predicted model, not a curated record